AUGGCACAGUCGUGUCCUCCACAAUUCAAGAUGGUCCUUAUCGGCAGCUCGUCCGUCGGCAAGACAUGUCUCCUUCACCGCUUCCUUGACAUGGACUGGUCAGUUGGCGACGUUGCUGCGAACUACGGUGUGGACUUCCGUGCUCAGAACAUGGAAGUUGAUGGACGCAAGGUGAAGCUUUGCAUAUGGGACACAGCGGGAAUGGAAAAGUUCCGAGCAAUCUUGCCGUCAUUCUAUAGGGGUGCACAGGGUGUUAUACUCGGUACGGUCGAUGCGACAUGUCCCCAGUGUUACACCCUGAUCAUUCCGGUUCGAAAUGGGCUAGUGUACAGCAUUUCUGACAGAACAUCGUUCGAUGCAUUGCCAGGUUGGCUUGCCGACAUCAAUCACCACGCUCCAUCUACGACACCCAAGAUAAUCGUUGGGAACAAGUUAGACCAGGUUGACCGGAAGGUCCCUACGUCUGAUGGGGAAUCAUAUGCCGCCCAAAUCGGUGCCCUCUUUCGUGAAGCAAGCGCCAAGACUUCUAUGAAUGUGACCGAGGUCUUUGAGGAUCUCGUCAAAAAGAUGCGCGAGGCCGACGAUCUCAUGAAGUCCAUGGUCAUUUAUAGAACGUGGCCCCAGGAUGAAAUCAUCAAGCUGGUUGCAACAGACCAACCCAAACGUAACUGGUGGGAUAAAUGCAAGUGUUAG
Messenger RNA from Pisolithus orientalis, 693 nucleotides. RefSeq names its product P-loop containing nucleoside triphosphate hydrolase protein. The transcript is spliced from 4 exons. The coding region runs from base 1 to 693 and encodes 230 amino acids. Gene Ontology annotation, molecular function: GTP binding; GTPase activity. NCBI's taxonomy places the organism in Eukaryota, Fungi, Basidiomycota, Agaricomycetes, Boletales, Pisolithaceae. The record is from RefSeq and is a predicted model, not a curated record.